This is a messenger RNA of Lycium barbarum (goji berry), 1480 nucleotides long. RefSeq names its product putative UDP-rhamnose:rhamnosyltransferase 1. The record is from RefSeq and is a predicted model, not a curated record. Gene Ontology annotation, molecular function: UDP-glycosyltransferase activity. Lineage: Eukaryota; Viridiplantae; Streptophyta; Magnoliopsida; Solanales; Solanaceae. Bases 1 to 1443 code for a protein of 480 amino acids. The transcript has a single exon.
AUGAGAAAAGAUGGCGUUGUUCAUGUUGCAAUGUUGCCAUGGUUAGCAUUUGGUCACAUGCAGCCAUGUUUCCAGUUUUCUAUAGCUUUAGCCAAAGAAGGAGUUAAUGUCUCUUUCAUUUCUACUCCCAAAAACAUUAAGAGACUUCCCAAAAUUCCCCCCAACUUAGCACCACUAGUAAAUUUAGUGGAGUUUCCAUUGCCAAAACUUGAUGAUAGGAGCCUUUUGCCUGAUGAUGCUGAGGCAACUGUUGACAUUCCUCAUGAGAAAGUUGGCUAUUUAAAAGUAGCUUAUGAUCUCCUUCAAGAGCCAAUCAAGCGAUUCAUCACGCACAAAAGGCCCGAUUGGAUCAUCGUUGAUAUUAACUCCAAUUGGGUAGUUGAGAUUGGUCGAGAUCUUGACAUCCCCCUCAUUAGCUUCAGUGUCUUCACUGCUGCUUUACGGGUCUUCAUCGGGCCCCAGAAGCCUCAAGCUGGGCCCGUCCUGGCCCAAGAUGAAUCAGUGCCAGUGCUUGAACUUUUGACAACACCACCACCAUGGGUGGAUUUCCCAUCGAUGGUCGCUUACCGAAAAUACGAAGCCGUGCAAGUGAUUACUAUGCUACAUCUUCGAGAGAAUGCUACGCGUGAAACUUUAGUGGGACAUGAUCCUACUAUAGACCACGCGUAUAGAAUUGUGGCUAUACGUACUUGCACUGAAGUGGAAGGCGAUUACUUAGAGACGCAUAAAAGAAUCUAUGGGAAGCCAGCUAUUCCGAUCGGAUUGCUUCCACCCGAAGAAAUAUUACCCUUGGAUGAAAGAACUCUUGCAGGUCAGCCAGAUUGGCAGAACAUUUCCAAAUGGCUCGACCGACAAAAGCCAAGAUCCGUUGUGUUUGUGGGAUUUGGGAGUGAAUGCAAAUUUAGUAAGAAUCAACUAUGUGAAAUAGCAAACGGAGUACGACUCUCAGGACUACCGUUUAUGUGGAUAUUACAGAAGCCCGAAUGGGCUUCAAAUGAUGUUGAUGCUUUGCCAUCGGGCUUUGGCGAAGCAACGGAAGGGAGAGGGUUGGUGCACAUUGGUUGGGCCCCACAGAAGGAAAUUCUGGCACAUUCAUCAAUUGGAGGAUCUCUUUUUCAUGCAGGAUGGGGUUCGACCAUUGAAACUUUACAACAUGGUCAUGUUCUUGUGGUGUUGCCUUUCAUUUUCGAUCAGGGAUUGAAUGCAAGAUUACUAGUAGAGAAAGGCUUGGCGAUCGAAGUGAAGAGGAACGAAGAAGAUGGAUCGUUUAGUGGAAAUGACAUAGCAAUGUCAUUAAGAGAAGCGAUGGUUUCAGAGGAAGGGGAAGAGCUAAGAGCUCGAGCAAAAAGGGCUGCUGCUAUUUUUGGUGACCGAAACCUUCACGACUCCUACAUUAGAAAUUUUGUGGAGUAUUUGAAAAGUAAUUGUGAGAUGAAGGUUUAGUCAUCACCUAGCAAAUCACAAACCGUAGUAUACCUAG